Maniola jurtina (meadow brown) is the source of this 1198-nucleotide messenger RNA. RefSeq names its product ras-related and estrogen-regulated growth inhibitor. Lineage: Eukaryota; Metazoa; Arthropoda; Insecta; Lepidoptera; Nymphalidae. The coding region runs from base 157 to 786 and encodes 209 amino acids. Gene Ontology annotation, molecular function: GTP binding; GTPase activity. The record is from RefSeq and is a predicted model, not a curated record. The transcript is spliced from 5 exons.
GGAGUCGAUGUCAGAGCAGUGUCGCUUUAUGUAUAUUUUUAGCUGGAAGGCGGGAGCGGGGUUCUCGUCGAGUAAGGCGCCGAGCCGCGCGUCAAACGCCGUUCGUCGAGCAUUCGGCGUGUUUGCCGGCGACAAGUAGAUAAUGCGUACGAGAAAAUGACAUCGCGAGGCAUAAGACGGAAGAAGUCAUCGCUGUCCGAAGUGAAAGUGGCCGUGAUAGGGGCACCAUCGGUCGGCAAAAGUGCACUGACGGUUCGUUUUCUUACUAAGCGAUACAUCGGAGAAUACGAUCAUCAACAAGAUAGCAAAUACAAGCAUGAAGCACUUCUAGAUGGAGAACCGAUACUUUUUGAAAUAUUGGACACAUGUCCAAAGAGUUUGAAUGAGUUGCCUGGCAAUGAAAUCGCACAGUGGGCUGACGGUUUGUUCCUGGUCUACUCUAUUACGGACAGGGAGUCGUUUAACUAUGUGCGGCGAGCGAAGCAGAGCCUUCAACCGGAGGUUCCUUUGACCCUCGUCGGCAACAAAGCAGAUAUGGUGCAUUUAAGACAGGUUAGCCCAGAGGAAGGAGAAAUACUGGCAAAGGAUUUCGAAUGCAACUUCGCUGAGGUAGCCGCGGCUGAGCAGGUGAAUCAGGUCGGAGAGGUGUUCCACGAACUUUGUCGCGAAGUUCUCACUCAUCGAAGGCGAGCUAAGCAUAGCCUUUUAGACAGGAUGCUCGGUUCCAAGACGGCAUAUCGCGUAUACUCCCGUGGGAAAAGUGACAGCGCUCUACCCAAAGACUAAAGUAUAAUUGAGGAGUUGGCGAACAAAACGGUGUAAUUGCACGAAAUAUGAUUUUAUAGGAGAAGCAUAAAAUUGAGUGAAAUCAAAAUGUUAUAUUUGCAGGGAAACUUCACGGCAAAUAUACCAUUUUGAUCGAAAUCACGAACUUUGGACUUAUCUAAUUUUACCACAGUUUUAGGCCGGGUUGCUUAGUUCAAGUUCCGUGAUCGAAAUCAUAAACUUUGGAAUCAAUUUCAGUAGUUUUAGACGGGUUUGCUUGGAAAUGAGUUCAUAUUUGUAAUCAGUGGGCCAAACAAAAGUGUAAUCACACCGUUUUGUUCGUCAGCUCCUCAUUUAGUUUAUGCAUUUAGUUGUAUAUAAAUGUUGCCCGAAUGCUAUUUUUUUUUUUUUGGUUGUGUGUAUUAGAUGUGUA